AUGAAGCGGAAAUCCGCACAAGUCGAGGUUGAAGGGGUUCCCCUAUCCGGUCUAGCGCCGGUGACUUGUUUGCAGUGUUUGCAGCCCCGUUCUUCGUCGACGCUUGUCGCUUUAGUCGUCAUGAUGGCCCUGUUUUUCAACCUGCAAUUGGCCUGGAUAUUGACAUCCCGUGGCUUAGUCGGGGUUGACAAGAUGUUUGGGCGCAUUAGCGGCCAGGCUUUUCGAUGCGCCGUGCGCAGACCCGUUCUGCGAAGGAAACUCUGCGAGCGCAAAUUCUCGGCCUAUACUACGAGCACCGGCGCCAGCACCACAGGUUCCUCGACAGCUUCGCCCUUGGCAAGUAUCACCGCGGAGCUAGAUCGGAUUGCACCGUGCUUUGAGGUGCCCGCUUCCCGGAUAACGAUCUUGGACUCCCCAGCAUCCUUCUACAAGACCCUCAAGGACAAAAUACGAAAAGCCCGGAAACGCAUCUACCUUUCUACGUUGUAUAUAGGGAAAACGGAAUAUGAACUUAUUGAGACUCUAAGCCAGGCCCUGCGGGAUAAUCCUGACCUCAAAGUAUCCAUCCUGACAGAUGCGUUGCGAGGAACCCGCGAGACCCCCAACCCGUCAUGCGCCUCGCUUUUAUCUUCGCUAGUCACUGAACAUGGCUCGGACCGGGUGGAAAUCCGGAUGUUUCAUACACCCAACCUCACAGGGUUAAAGAAGAAGUGGAUCCCUCGUAGAAUCAACGAAGGUUGGGGUCUCCAGCAUAUGAAGCUGUACGGCAUCGACGAUGAAAUUAUUCUCUCAGGGGCAAAUCUGUCCAAUGAUUACUUCACGAACCGUGUAGAUCGAUAUCACGUCUUUAGUUCCAAGGAACUCACGGAUUUCUACGCGCAUAUCCACCACGCCGUCUGUAGCCUUAGUUUCAAUGUCUUGCCUGAUCCGCACAAUGCAUCUAGAUAUUUUUUGGAAUGGCCCACUGCUAAUGGCGCGCCCUCACCUUUGGAUAACCCGGACGACUUUAUCACCUACUCGUCAAAGGUUCUGUAUUCGCUCAUCCAGCCUUCACAAAGCAAACCUUCACUCCGGGAGAAGACGUCAGAUCAGACGUUUGUCUAUCCUGUGGCGCAGUUUACGUCGCUGAUGAGGCCAGACACCUCAACGGAAUUUCCUGUCGUCACUGCUAUAUUGCGAUUGCUGUCGACCUCUUCCGCUUUUACAGGGGCGCGGUGGCUCUUUACGGCAGGCUAUUUCAACAUCCACCCCGUUCUGUCCUCCCUCUUGAUCGCAAGCACUUCCACUUCCGAGGCCGCAUCUACCACUCGCGGCACCGUGCUCACAGCCUCUCCGUGGGCCAACGGCUUUUACGGCUCUUCCGGUAUCUCCGGUAUGCUCCCCGCCGCGUACACCCACCUCUCCGCCCGGUUUCUUGAUCGGGUGGCCGAGGCGCAGAGGACGAAUUCUAUUCAGCUUAAAGAAUGGCGGCGCGGCACAGUCGGCACACCCGGUGGCUGGACCUACCAUGCCAAGGGGAUGUGGAUCACACUUCCCAAGGAAGAACAUCCCAGUCUGACCUUUCUGGGAAGUAGCAACUACACCAAACGCAGCUACAGCCUUGAUCUCGAGGUCGGUGCGCUGGUCGUCACCGGAGACCAGGAAUUGAAGAAGAAGCUGGGCGCGGAGACGGAAUGGGUGCAAGAACACUCGCAGACCAUUUCCCGAGAUGACCUGAGACGAAUAGAACGGCGAGUCGGAUGGAACGUCCGUCUGGCAAUGUGGAUUGUAGAAAAGGUUGGAGGCGCUCUAUAG
Molecule: messenger RNA, 1794 nt
Organism: Aspergillus tanneri
Lineage: Eukaryota; Fungi; Ascomycota; Eurotiomycetes; Eurotiales; Aspergillaceae
Gene: PGS1
Product: CDP-diacylglycerol--glycerol-3-phosphate 3-phosphatidyltransferase
Exons: 3
Coding region: 1-1794 (597 amino acids)
Biological process (GO): cardiolipin biosynthetic process
Cellular component (GO): mitochondrion
Molecular function (GO): CDP-diacylglycerol-glycerol-3-phosphate 3-phosphatidyltransferase activity
Source: RefSeq, a predicted model, not a curated record